CGACCCAGAACCCGGCAGCUGGCCCAAGCGCUUGCUCCGCCAGGCCGGGUGGGGGCAGAGCCGGCUUCUGGCGGUGAGGAUUCCAGCUGCGGGAGGUGGAACCCGGGGUGGGAAGCCGGUGUUACGGCCAUGACAGUAUUGGCCCGUGGUUCCUCGCUCCUCCGUGGUCUCCUGGGCCGAGGGCCGGCGCUGGGCGAGAGCGCUGCACCCCGCGUGGUGUCCCCGGGAACGGCCCGGCGCGGGUCCGCUGGCUUUCGGAGCAGCGGCGUGAGAUAUGAAGCUGUUGUCAUCUCAGGAACUGAAAUUGCCAAACAAAUCCAGAAAGAAAUACAUCAAGGUGUGGAAUCAUGGAUUGCCCUUGGGCACAGAAGACCUCACCUCAGUAUCAUUUUAGUGGGAGACAACCCAGCAAGCCAUACAUAUGUCAGGAAUAAGAUAAAAGCUGCCUCAGCAGUAGGUAUCUGUAGUGAGCUCAUUCUAAAACCUAAGGAUGUUUCUCAGGAAGAACUUUUGGAUAUAACUGAUCAAUUGAACAUGGACCCAAGAGUCAGUGGUAUAUUAGUUCAGUUACCGCUUCCAGAUCAUGUGGAUGAGCGAACAAUAUGCAAUGGAAUUUCCCCAGAAAAAGAUGUGGAUGGAUUUCAUAUUAUCAAUAUUGGAAGACUGUGCCUUGAUCAGCAUUCUCUCAUACCUGCCACUGCUGGUGCUGUUUGGGAAAUAAUUAAAAGAACAGGAAUUGAAACAUUUGGGAAAAAUGUGGUUGUGGCUGGAAGAUCCAAGAAUGUAGGCAUGCCUAUUGCCAUGCUUUUGCACACUGAUGGAGAGCAUGAACGGCCAGGAGGUAGGUAGGACCUUGCAGAUUCCAUGUAUUCUUAGAUUUUCUUUCAUCUUCCAUCAUCAAGUAAAAAUUUAACAAUUUGACUUCACAUACUUGUGGACAUAUGCAAUUAAAGGUUUCCUUUAUUCCUUAUCUAAUGGUAUGAAAGCCUUGAAAGUGAUUAAAGAAUUGCUGAAAAUAUGUGGCCCUGUUUUUCUUUUUUUUUUCUCUCUUUUCUUUUGGCUGUAUACUUUCUUUAAGUCAUUAUAGUCAUCAAGAAAGGCUGAAAAGUCACAAGAUACUUAAAAAUCACAUGCCUCAGAAAAUUAUCAGAACCUUGGAAAGUUGGAUGUAGAUUUCCUAAAAUGGCAAGGUCUUAGUACUUUACAAAUAAUCUAGUUACCUCACUUUAUAGACAAGGAAGCUGAAGCUUGGGGUUAACUGAUUAUCUAGAACAGACAAAUAGCCAUUAAAUUGUGAGUAGUGACACCCCAAGUCUCUAAGAAAGCCCAGGCAAAAUGUGAUGGUGUUUGAGAGCAUGGGGCUACAUUCUUUAGGUGCCUGUCAUCACACCAUCAUCCCAGGACCUUGUUUAUUUAAAUAUCCUGAUAGCUGUGAUAGCUGGAUGCUGAGAAGCUCCACAGGAAUGAGGAUGGGGACAGGGUGAGAAAGAAGUUUAGCAAAAGGGUAAUAGGGCAUUGUUCAUGGUUGCCUGAGUCAGUGUUGUGGACAGAAAACAAAAGGUUACUCAUCCCAUUGCUUUCUGUUAAAUUCUGCAUCUUGUUCUAACUUGGAUAAAAAACUAAUUUCAUGUUCUUAAUAGAAGUAGUUAUUGGUCUGUAUUUGUCAAGAAAUUUUCAAUACUUCCUUUACUGCUUAUUUUCUUAAUCUUUUUUCCUAGUCUUUGAUGUAGUAAGUACUUCAUUGGUAUAAUUCCAAAAAUACCAGGGGAUUUUCUUGGUUUUCUAAUAUUAAAUCAGAGUGAUAGAGAUAACAUGCUUAUGUACAACAUACAUAUUACUAUACAUAGGUAUAUACAUUUCUUAACAUUAUAAACCUUGGUGAAUUUUAGUUUCUUGAUAUUAAAAUUUUGUGAUACUUAUUUUAGCAUCUUGGCUGACAUAAUAUAUAUGAAAUAUUGUUUAAAAUAUGAAACCAAUGAAAAAAUAAACCCAAUGUUAAUGUAUUUAAAUUGAUGAAUGAUGAAGAUUUGAAUAUUAUUUUCCCUUUCUGGGCUAAGGAUUUAAAUAGUGUCAGAAGUCACUAUGUGUGUAUAGACAUUGUAAAUUGGGGUUGGGAGCUUUUAAAAGACUUAGUUUUGAAGAGCUCUCUGAAAGACCACAUGUGAUAGUACAACAGUUUUCAUGAUGCCCAUGUCCAAGGCUACUUUCCUAGCCUCACUGUUCACUUUUAUCUUAUUUUAUUAUGGCUUCCCUAUCUCUUAGGUAUAAUAAUUAUACUGAUUCAGUUUGCCUUCACGUAGUCAUUUCUGAGUUAAGCAAGGUAAGAUAAUGAGGAAUAUUUAACUAGGUAUACUACAAUUUUGACUAAAAGCCAGUUAGUAUGUUUUUCAUUAUUUUCAACAUUUUCUUGUCUUUUCUAAUCAAUAACAUAAUAACCAACAUUGUGUAGUUUCAUGUUUUUCUCAGUACUUUUUUGUGAACUAUCUCAUUUUUUUCAAUAACUAGUAUAUAUUAACAUUAUUUACAUCUUUGUAGCUAAAGGAAAUGAGCUUUAGAAACUUUGUAGGACAUGCCCAAGGCCCCAGGAGCAAAUGGGGUUCAGAGUUGGGAGCUGGUGCUGAUGUUAUGGUUGGAAGGGAAGAACUGGAGUCAGACUCUUUUGUUGCCACGCUUGUGACCCUGGGCAAGUUAUUUAAUUGGUGUAGACCUCCUCUUUUUCAUCUGUAGAAUGCAAAUAAUGUUAUCAUCCAUUUCACUUGGUUAUUGUGAAAAUUAAAUGAGAAAAAAAUUAAAGGAGAUAUAAAUGUUAAGUGCUAAUAAUAGUGCCUCACACACAGUAAGUUAAGUUGCUACAAGUAGCUGUGGCUGUAGCUAUUGUUUCGAUCAUAUGCUUAAUAACCUGUUAUGAUUCCAGCCAUAAAGUGUAACAUAACAUGAUCUGAGGUUAAUGAUAUGUUUUUACCUUUAUUUGAAAUUUUAUUUUCUUUUUCUGCUAAGUUUUUUAUUUGCUGUUUUUAGAUCAUAUCUAGUUUUUUUGUGAUAAUUUGAAUAAAAAGACUUUAUAAAAGCUUACAAAGUAUUUGAUUAGAAAUGUAACAUUCUAAUAUGCCAAAUAAGACUUUUUACAGUGUGUACUUUUUUAUAUAAACAUCAGUGUAUUACAUGCUUAUUUCUUGUUGAGUUUCAAUUUGGAAUUAGUUAUUUGCCUACAAAAUACCUGAGAAAAUCAAUUUACUCCUCUUUAAUGCAAUUUUAGACUAGUAAUCCUACUGCAUAUAAUUUUAUUAUAUAUGGAUUAUUUAUAGGUACAUACAUGUAUAGUAAAAAUAGCUAUGUAAGUAUGAGAAAGAUAAGCAUGAAUUAAUGGUAGUAAUGAGCUCUGAAGAGUGAAUUGUAGGAUAUAAACAUAUUACUUUAAAAAAUAUCUUAUACAUUGUAUAAUGAAAUAUUCUCAUUUGAAACAUAUUAAAAAUUGAAUAAA
Molecule: messenger RNA, 3481 nt
Organism: Marmota monax (woodchuck)
Lineage: Eukaryota; Metazoa; Chordata; Mammalia; Rodentia; Sciuridae
Product: bifunctional methylenetetrahydrofolate dehydrogenase/cyclohydrolase 2, mitochondrial-like
Exons: 5
Coding region: 130-849 (239 amino acids)
Biological process (GO): tetrahydrofolate interconversion
Cellular component (GO): mitochondrion
Molecular function (GO): methenyltetrahydrofolate cyclohydrolase activity; methylenetetrahydrofolate dehydrogenase (NADP+) activity; methylenetetrahydrofolate dehydrogenase (NAD+) activity
Source: RefSeq, a predicted model, not a curated record